AGGAUCCCAGCAGAGGAGCUGAGAGUGAACGGCAGAGCGCGCACCGGACCAGCUCGUUAAGUUGUCCUCUUCCUGUCUGUCUCCCUCAUUCUCUUGCAGCCCCAGCAGCACAGAUAAACCGGACUACCGGGCUACUGACAAAGAAGAGAGUCCCCCAGCACUCCAGACAGCCUCAGACUGAUCGUCACCGGCUGUUUUACUCCGGAGACUGCGGAUUUUAUCCUUGAUCUUCUCCGUGGAGCGGAUACCGAGCUAAACUAAGUCUUUGGACAUUAAAUCCGCUCCUUUUUUUCUAAGCUUUUUCGCUGGGAAAUAAAACCCCCUAUCCGUGUGCCGGUCCACCUGUCUUCUCUGCCUGUGGUUCAACUGCACCGGUCAGACUCGGAAAGAGCAACAGCCUACACCGGCGCAUCAGUGAGGUAGAAAAGCCCUACAUCAAGCUGCAGUCAUGGAUGAGAUGGACCUGCCCCAGAUGAAGAAGGAGGUGGAGAGCCUCAAGUACCAGCUGGCCUUCAAAAGAGAGAAGUCCUCCAAAACAGUUACUGAUUUGGUGAAGUGGAUAGAGGACGGCGUCCCUGAGGAUCCCUUCCUAAACCCGGAGCUGAUGAAGAACAACCCGUGGGUGGAGAAAGGAAAGUGCAUCCUUCUCUAGAAGAAGCCGUCCACCCUGCCAAAACCUUCCAAUUUUAAGCGUGCUGACCAACACACACCUACAGAACACACCCUGAACCUGACCCCCCCCACCUGCCCGUCGAGGCCAUGGCAGGACAGCGCCUCCUAACCUCUCACCUUGAAUGUACAACAGCUGAUAUCCCCAACCUCCCCUGAACACACACAUCCCCAGCAAGGGCACAUAAACACACACUGACAGACACACACUCUCACACUGACACUCCUAACGUUGGGUUUUUCCCAGACUGCCACACUUUCACUGCAAGUUUAUUCCUGCCACGUCAAUGCAUCAUUACUAUGAUAUGACGACGAUGAUCAAUACUCCUACUAUAUGUCUCUAUAUGGAUAUAUGACAAUAUAUGACGACUUAUAUGAUGGAUAUAUGAUGGAUAUAUGACAACUUAUUUAUGCAGCUGCCAGUCACUAGCUUUCUCUCUGUUCUUACAAUUGACUUCUCUACUCUUCAUUGUUAGCAUAGUUUUUUUUUCCUUCCGCUUCUGAUGAGCUGAUGAGCUCUAGUAAACUAAACUGUAGAGUCACAUUCUCACUGCCAGAAUGACUGCAGAUCUGCUGGCUUAGUUUUGUUUCAUGGUGAAAUAUUAACCACUUCCUCCUACAAAAUGAUCACUAUCAUAAAACAAACCUGAAAGUUAAUAGAUUGCUUAAGUCUGUGGUUCACAUAAUAGUGACAUUAAAGCUGUUAAUAUCUCAGUAAAACUGAAUAAACUACCUAUAAAAACCUGUAAUAAUCUGUAAUUAAAUGGAGAUACUUUACAUCUUA
Thunnus maccoyii (southern bluefin tuna) is the source of this 1453-nucleotide messenger RNA. It is a transcript of the gene gng13b, whose product is annotated as guanine nucleotide binding protein (G protein), gamma 13b. Gene Ontology annotation, cellular component: heterotrimeric G-protein complex. Gene Ontology annotation, molecular function: G-protein beta-subunit binding. The transcript is spliced from 3 exons. NCBI's taxonomy places the organism in Eukaryota, Metazoa, Chordata, Actinopteri, Scombriformes, Scombridae. The record is from RefSeq and is a predicted model, not a curated record. Bases 449 to 652 code for a protein of 67 amino acids. Gene Ontology annotation, biological process: sensory perception of taste; phospholipase C-activating G protein-coupled receptor signaling pathway.